GUCCAGGGGAGACAGAAGAAUCAGUCUCCUCCACUCCUGUGAUUGAGGGCAAGUCAGAAGAACUACUUGGCACAGAACUCCAGAGGGAUGCAGAGGCCUGCCAGCCUGCCCCUGAUCAUGCUGCCCUUCCCAAGAUCCACAGCCGGAGAUUCCGGGAUUACUGCAGCCAGAUGCUCAGUAAAGAAGUGGACGCUUGUGUCACAGACCUACUCAAGGAACUGGUUCGGUUCCAAGAUCGUAUGUACCAGAAAGAUCCAGUCAAGGCUAAGACCAAACGCCGGCUUGUAUUGGGGUUGAGGGAAGUUCUUAAACACCUAAAGCUCAGGAAACUGAAAUGCAUCAUCAUUUCUCCCAACUGUGAGAAGAUACAGUCGAAAGGUGGACUGGAUGACACCCUGCAUACCAUUAUCCAUUAUGCCUGUGAGCAGAACAUUCCCUUUGUAUUUGCUCUCAACCGCAAGGCUCUAGGGCGUAGUCUGAACAAAGCAGUUCCUGUCAGUGUUGUGGGGAUCUUCAGCUAUGAUGGAGCCCAGGACCAGUUCCACAAGAUGGUCGAGCUGACAAUGGUGGCCCGGCAGGCAUACAAAACCAUGCUGGAGAACAUGCAGCAGGACCUGGCAGGAGGAGCUGGGCCUCAGAUUCCUCCCAGCCCACCCACACAGGACCCCAGCUGCUCUUCUGUAGAUGAUCCCCCAGCCUCCACCGGAAAAGAACCACACUACAUUGAAAUUUGGAGAAAACAUCUGGAAACAUACAGUCGAUGUGCCCUGGAGCUAGAAGAAUCACUGGAGGCGUCAACCUCUCAGAUGAUGAACUUGAAUUUAUAAGAAGAGAGCUCUUUCCUGUGUGUCUGUGUAUUUUGGUUGGAUGAUCCAUGGAUUCAGAACCUGCAGAUAGGAGACCAACUGAAUUUCCUUCCUUUUAACUGCUGAGUGUCUUUCACAAUGUCACAUUUUAUUUAGCCAUUCCCCAGCUGAUGGGCAUCCAGCUAGAAUCUUCCUGUGAGCAAUGAACUCUUGGGAGGUGUUAUGAUCAAGUAAUGAGUUUUCUGUAACAUCAAACACUGUCAGCUCUAAAAGCAGCACAGUCUCCUCCACCAUCCACCAGCUCUACCCAACAGUGGAGCCUCUGGAAGGUUCUCAUGACUGAGCCCUUGGACAAGAAUCUGGCUUGCUCAAGUUGGAGCCAAUCCACCCAAACCCCAUGGGUUGGGAUCUUCAACUGCAAAACCCCUCAAAGAAAAGCUUUCUUGGGGGUGAAGAGGAACAAUGCAAAAUGUUCUCGCCACAAAUCCUACCUUUAUGAGGACAUCUUUAAGUAUUCAUAAAUUGGUCAAAUACGUGCUUACAUUAGACAUGAAAGAUGUUUUUUAAAGUACUUACGUUCCAUUCAUUCUUUUUAAACUAUCCAACUCCUUCUGAAUGCAGAGGAGAUUAAAGAGAGAGGGAAAGUGAGAGUUAAAACCAGUCUGUAGGACCACCAUAUCUACACUGUGCCAUCAGCGGACACCAGCUGGUGGCUACAAAGUUAAAUCCAUGCUGCAGAGGCUGCCCCAAGCAUGUCCUGCAUGCUGCCCAGUUUCUCCCAACUCCCAGCUGUGGGCCCAUUGGAAACAUCACUUGUGUCUGCCUGAGUCACAAGCCUCCAAAUACCCCUGCCAUCCAAUCCUGUCAGUUCAGAAGAGACUGGCCAGGGUACUUGCUGCUCACAGCCUGGAGAGAGUCUGCAACAUGAUCAGCCACCAACGUAGACAUUUAUCAGCUCUUCUAGCAACCAAGUCUGUGAAUACUGGAUCUCAAAGGAGGGAAAUUGUCCUUCUGGCUGGGAAGGAUCCAAGUGCAGGCUCCAAGGUCAGAUAAUGGAUGGACACAACCAAGGCCAGGCUUAACCAUGCCCUGCCCUUUUAGCUGCCAUGCAUGGAGGAUGGGGGCAGGGAGAUGGAGAGUUUCAUGAGACUCUCUGCCAUGGUCAUCUUACCUGUGCACUGCACAAGCGUGUCCAGUCUAUCCUGACUUGGGAGCCAUCUCACCACACCAGGCCCUCCUCUCCACCAUCUCUCAGGGAACCCCUUCUACACACACCACGGGGCAUUUCCCCCAGGUGGACCCACCCUGACCCCUCAGGGAUGGCCUUGUCCUCACCUGUUCUGGAUGGCUGACUCCACGGAGACAUGAGUGGGACAAGGGAAGGCCAGGCCAUGUGACCUCCAGUCAGCCCUCUUUGGAGGGUUACCAGCAGAGCCAGGGUGCCAGGAAGGAUCCCAGGAACUGCAGAUUCUCUUUAGUCUAAUAGGCCUUUAAUCAGACAGCCCCAAACCACUUAUAAAAAUUACCACAAAAACAGCUGUUUGGGGGAAAAAAAGCCUAAAUCAAGGCUCCAAACCCACCACAGGCAGCAGGGAGAGGCUACAGAGGCCAAGUGAGCCACACUGCAGUCUUGGGGCCCCAGGCCUCACCUGCACAGCUGUCUUCUGCUUCCUUAGGGUACAAUGUCAAAAGCAGAACCUGUAACACAGCUCUCAUUUCUCCCAGAAGCCUCAUGGAGUUCAAGGCCACAUGGGCCUCCCCUCCAGGGAGGGCUGUCUGCAGACUGACCCAACCAUGCAACCUGUUCUGAGACUGCAAAGCCCACAGGACAGCCUCUGGAUUCUCACGUGCCAAAGCCUGCAAAAAAGUCUGCCCUGGUCUGAUCCACCCCACAGGGGACCACAAUCAGCCACCCUCCCUCACAGGUGGCCUCAAUAGAACAAGAGAACAGAAAAGAUCCCAGAUGGAACCAAGUAUCUAUGGGUAGAACAGUGGCCAUGAGGUCACAGGAGAGUUCAAGGCCUGUCUCCCACCUGAUUAGUCCAUCCCAAUGCUAGGAAAGGGUUACACCCUCCCAUCUCAGCUCCCACCAUGCUCUCCACAACUCCCAGGCCCCUGGCCACUAGCAUUCUGGCCCAUGGGAGAACUGCCAAAGAUAGGAAGUCAGAGGAACCAUUUCUCCAGGCUCUUGUGGCACCUCCAGCAGAGGCAGCUGCAGAUCAGGAGGCCCCAGCCCCACAUGUGCAGAAAGAGAGACAAGAGUAUCACCAUUUUCCUUCACUCCACCUGCCCACGUUGGCAGUGGCUUCCGGCAGUUCUUAUGUCUUCAGGUAACCUUUCCUUUACCAUUUUGCUCCAAGCCCCUUUGUAAUGAAGUCCUGGCAUCAGACAGCGCCGUCCAACUGCCCCAAGGCACCAAGCUUUCACUCUCUCCCAAGCUCUCGUUUGGCAGUGUGAAGGCUCUUGCUGUGUCUGCCAGUGAAGGGGCCCUGGGACCUUUGCCAUGUCAUAUGGACCCAACAGUGUUUCCCCACCACUGAGGAGGCUUCCAAGUGUGCCUGUGAAGGUGUCUGCUUGCACCAAAGAUUCGGAUGUCAUGGAGACAGGUAGGACUUUCCCAUCCUGUUGUCUGGGGUAAAUUACCUGACUAAAGAUUAACAUGCAGCCUUGGUCCACAGCAUUGAGCAAAGGCGCUGGACCACUGGGCACAGAGGUACACACCAGUAGUUCCAGCUACUUGAGAAGCUGAGGUGGGGGGAUUGCUUAAGCCUAAGAGUUCAAGGCCAACCUGGACCACACAGCAAGACUCCAUCUCAAAAAAAGAGAGUUUGGACCAACAGAGCCAGCCAGUCAGAAGUCUGUCUUUUCCACAGUGCUCAGUCACAACUCCUGUCCACGGUCUGAGGACAGCCUGUGCAGGGCCACUACCUGCCAGGAGGUGUGUUGCAUUCACAGUGGACAGAGCUACCUGGCAGCUCCCACAGCUGCCUUAACAGAAAUCUCUUUGCAGUUUUGACAGUUUGUUAAAAAUUUGUCUUAAAAGACAAACUGCAUUUGCUUUCCUUCCUUGUUCAUUUUAUUCCAUUCUGUGUAGAGGCUUAAGCCUGCCAGGCACACAGAAACCAGGGCUGCUGGGUGCUGCCAAAGCCAGGUACACAACUAAAGCAUGGUUUGGGACAAACUGCCAUCCUUCAAGAGUGGUUGUCCCCCGGGAAUAUUCUCCAGCACUGGGCCAGCCCCUCCUGUGUCUGCAGGAACAGUACCACAUUUCAAACAGCACGAGGCAAACCAUUAAUACAACUUCCCUUUUGGAAGCUCGGAAGUUACUUUUUAAAAACUUCCAAAUGCCAGGCUGACAGAAUGGCUCAAGUGGUAGAGUACCUGCCUAGCAAGCACAAAGCCCUGAGUUCAAACCCCAGUACCACCAAGAAAAAAAAAAAAAAAAAGCCAACUCUAUCAACCUCCAAUUUGUUAGGGACAGGAAAGCAACCUUCCAUACCACAGUGGCCUUUGGGCCAAAUCUAGCCCACAGCUGGUUUCUGUAAGUACCUGCCUGCUCACUACACAGUCUAUGCUACUUUUACAAUGACACUGAGUAGGGGUGACAGAGGCUGACUGGCUGGGGUCACAGCCUACGGAAGCCUGAAACACCUGACCCUUUAUGGUUGACGCCUGCUGUCUGUUCACAGUUUAUCUUGUGAAAGUAUGAGCUGACUUGACCUCAGAGGCACAGCCAGGAACAAGGUGGGUGGUGUAGGCAAAGUGGGGAGACCAAGUGGAUGGGGCAGAGCACUCCCUGCCCCACCCCCCCGCGCCCAUCUGCCUCAGAGCGUGC
Messenger RNA from Castor canadensis (American beaver), 4641 nucleotides. The record is from RefSeq and is a predicted model, not a curated record. Lineage: Eukaryota; Metazoa; Chordata; Mammalia; Rodentia; Castoridae.